Molecule: messenger RNA, 1545 nt
Organism: Malassezia restricta
Lineage: Eukaryota; Fungi; Basidiomycota; Malasseziomycetes; Malasseziales; Malasseziaceae
Product: nucleolar protein 56
Exons: 1
Coding region: 1-1545 (514 amino acids)
Cellular component (GO): box C/D methylation guide snoRNP complex; small-subunit processome
Molecular function (GO): snoRNA binding
Source: RefSeq, a predicted model, not a curated record
AUGCCGGGCACACCGACGCAUGUGCUUUUUGAGAGCGCCGUCGGCCUUGCGCUGUUCAAGGUCGAGCAGGUAGAAAGUAUUGGGUCACAAACCAAGCAGGUUCAAGAGGCCAUGGACGAUCUUCCGUCGUUCGGCAAGAUGGUGAAGCUUUUGAGCUUUAGCCCUUUCAAGAGUGCACCAGAUGCUCUCCAAGGGGCCCUUGAUAUUUCGGAAGGCGUCGCUAACGAGCAUCUCAAGACAUUACUAACGCAAAACCUGCGCCCUGAAGGGAAAAAGGUCAAGGGCAUCGAGCUGGGUGUGUGCGAUCGCAACCUUGCCUCAUCCAUUGUGGGCGAGCUUGGCAUUCCAUGUGACACGGGCGAGACAUCGCAGGAGCUUAUUCGUGGUGUGCGUCUUCAUGCGGAAAAGCUUCUUAAAGGUAUGGCGGAUGGCGACCUGGCUCGCGCUCAGCUCGGAUUGGGUCACUCGUUUUCCCGGUCCAAAGUCAAGUUUAAUGUCAACCGCAGCGACAAUAUGAUUAUUCAGGCUAUUGCUCUGCUUGAUACGCUUGACAAGGAUGUGAAUACAUUUGCGAUGCGAGUGCGCGAAUGGUACGGCUGGCACUUCCCUGAACUGGUGCGCAUUGUGCCUGACAAUAUCACUUAUGCUCGAUUGGCUCGCUACAUCAAGGCCAAGGAACACCUGAGCGAAGAUAAUCUAGAGGACCUCACCGAUAUUCUCGAAGGUGAUGAGACAGCUGCUCACAACGUUUUGGAUGCGGCCCGCGCUAGUAUGGGCACAGAAGUCGGUGAAUUGGACAUGAUCAACAUUGAAAACUUUGCAGACCGGGUCGUGCAUCUGGCUGACUAUCGCAAGAGCAUGCACGCCUAUCUCGUUGAAAAGAUGCAUCUUGUGGCACCUAACCUCUCUGCCCUUCUUGGUGAAGUCGUUGGCGCGCGUCUCAUCUCACACGCGGGCUCUCUCACCAACCUGGCCAAGUACCCUGCCUCAACGGUGCAGAUUCUCGGAGCCGAAAAGGCAUUGUUCCGUGCCCUUAAGACGAAAGGCAACACGCCCAAAUACGGUUUGAUCUACCAUGCAUCAGCUAUCUCGCGUGCUGCGCCCAAGAAUAAGGGUCGCAUGUCCCGUUUUCUUGCCAACAAAAUCAGCAUUGCAUGCCGUAUCGACUGCUUCUCCGAGGCGCCCUCCACCAAGUUUGGUGAGGUUUUGCAUAUGCAGGUGGAAGAGCGCUUGGCUUUCUACGAAACGGGUAAGCCGACGACCAAGAACAGUGAUGCUAUGCGCAAGGCUAUUGCUGCUAUUGAAGAGGCAGCUGGCGAUCUGAUGGAUGUGGAUGCUGAAGAGGAUGAUAAGGAAGAUGUGGAAGCAGACGAGGAGGAAGACUCGGCGGAUAAGAAGAAGACUCUAAAGACAUCCUCCAAGGUGGACAAGAAGAAGAAAAAGAAGGAUAAGAAGAGCAAGUCUGAGGACGUAGAGAAGGCGGCUAAAAAGGCGGCUAAAAAGGCCGAAAAAGAAGAGAAGAAGAAAAAGAAGAAGGAUGCUUAA